Molecule: messenger RNA, 444 nt
Organism: Macrosiphum euphorbiae (potato aphid)
Lineage: Eukaryota; Metazoa; Arthropoda; Insecta; Hemiptera; Aphididae
Source: the annotation of a GenBank genome assembly
AUGGAUUUCGAGUUCUUUACCGUCAGUAAGAACGAAACGAUACUGGUAUCCGGCGCGAUAUCGAAUAGUUUAGAAAAAUACCAACCCAAGAAAUUGGAGGGGAGUCCUCUUAUACUUACAAAGGAUGAUAAGUUAAGAAGAUUCCGCCGAUGCGACCUAAAGAAAAUAGUGCAGAAUAUCAAACGAGUAUUCCGAGGGAAAAAGGCAAGAGUGAUUAAACCAUUGCUGGAACAAUUAUACAAAAAUAUAAGUCACCAGGGGGGAUCGACCUUGUCUACGGUAUACUUGCAAAGAUAUUUGCACAUAAACGAUAGGGAGCCGCUAAUAGUAUUUUGGAACGGAUCGUCAGAUAUCACGAUAAUUAAGCGUUUAAGAUUAACAGGAAUUUUAGCAUAUUUAAACAUAUCGGCAAUUAGCGUUAGGAAUAACGAUGAUUAUAUAUAA